Messenger RNA from Aspergillus fijiensis CBS 313.89, 1037 nucleotides. RefSeq names its product putative membrane protein. The coding region runs from base 312 to 926 and encodes 204 amino acids. The record is from RefSeq and is a predicted model, not a curated record. The transcript has 4 exons. Gene Ontology annotation, biological process: sphingolipid biosynthetic process; fatty acid elongation; very long-chain fatty acid biosynthetic process. NCBI's taxonomy places the organism in Eukaryota, Fungi, Ascomycota, Eurotiomycetes, Eurotiales, Aspergillaceae. Gene Ontology annotation, molecular function: 3-hydroxyacyl-CoA dehydratase activity. Gene Ontology annotation, cellular component: endoplasmic reticulum membrane.
CUUUAUGUCAGAAGAUGAUAUCAAUAGCACUCUAUUCCAUACAGAGAUGCAGAAACAGCUUCUACACACACCUCCAGCCCAGUAUAUUCAACUGACUGCCUUCCUCUCAAUCUGUAUAGAAUCCUCCUAUACCCUUCAUACAAACAAACUCCCCCCAAAAAGGCCCGGAUCACAUGCAAAUCCAUCCCCACUAAAAACCCAACCCAACGAAAACCUCAUCCCAGCACCUUCACCUUGAAAAUCCCCCCGAAACAAUCGAUUGCCUGAACCACACCCAACCCACUCAAUCCAGACCGAGAGAACCCCGCAAGAUGUCUCUCAAAACCUCCUACCUCCUAAUCUACAACACCAUCAACGCCCUCCUCUGGACCCGCAUCCUCCUCACCUUACUCUCCUCCAUCGUCCUCCUCGUCCCCCCGGAAACCCUCUACACAACCCUCGAGCCCUGGACAAGAUGGACCCAAACCCUCGCCAGCCUUGAAAUCCUGCAUUCCGCCCUUGGCCUCACCCGCUCCCCCAUCUUCACAACCUUCACGCAGAUCUUCGCCCGCAGCGUCCAAGUCUGGGCCAUCAACUACGCCUUCCCGGAGGCCACCACUACGACGGUGGCCGUCUACCCGGCCAUGGUGCUGGCGUGGUCCCUCGCGGACGCCAUCCGGUACACGUAUUUCGCCGUGCUGAGUGUGGCGGGCUCGUCGGCGGUGCCGCGGUGGUUGCGGUGGUUGCGAUACUCGCUUUUCCUGGGUCUCUACCCCAUCGGGAUCGCCAGUGAAUGGUGGUUGAUGUUCCGGGCGACCCUGGUGACAGACAGCGUCGCGGUGAAGGGGAUCUUUGUCUUCUUUUUGGGGUUGUAUGCGCCUGGUUCGGUGAUGAUGUACAAGUAUAUGGUCAAGCAGAGGCGCAAGGUUUUGUCUGCCGCUGCUUGAGUCUCUUUGUUCCGGAACGGUGGGUCAACAGUCGAUCCACACUUGGGAUAAAUAUGAGUCGACCACUUAUUUCAGCAAGGUUGGUGGUCAUACCAAUUCACUACGUAUAUA